CAGGGAGGAGGAGGAGGAGGAGGAGGAGGAGCAGGGCGGUCCUCAGCGGGCCUCACCCUUCCUCGUGGUUCUGACCUCCGUCUCCUCAGUUGAUUCAUCCAUCAGCGGGUCGACAGCAGCACAGCAGAGACCUUCUUCUUCUGGAGAUGAGUGAGCAGCCUCCUCCGUAUCGUCCCUUCUUCCCUGAAGGACCUCCUCCCUCCGCCUUCGCUCCAGCUUUUUACUCUCCGCCCUCCGCCUUCCCUGGAUCCACCUAUCAGACGUUCCCUCAGAGCUUCCCAGCUCCAGAACAAACCAUCUUCCAUCCGGGACUCGCUGGACCACCGGGGGUCUCACCUGGUUACUAUGGCAACAAGCAGGACUCCUCCCAUCCACCUAAACCCGCAGUGCUGGUGGUGGAGCAGCAGCGCCACCAGGCGGAGGGCGGCAUCGGCUCCUACCUGGCGGCGUGUUCUGCAGCUCUGUGCUGCUGCUGCCUCUGGGACCUGCUGCAUCGCUGAACACCUCCAAGCUUCUCACCUCCUCACCGACCUCAGCAGCAGCUCGCUACCAUCCGGCUGGUCCAUCCGGCAGCAAAUAUCCUCAUGUUUGGCUUUAAAAAUGAAACAAAUGUGCUUCCUGAUUGGCUGGUGAGCAGAUCUGGACUACAAACAUGGAGGACGACGAGAACUCUGUAAAUGUUGCUCCUUCCUUAUUGAACCCAGCUCUCUGCCUGGUGGUAAUUUACUGCUAAAUAAUCCAGUUUGGUCAGAGCUGAUCUAGAAAUAAAGUCUGAUUGGUUAGUGUUUGUCCCUCAUAAUUUAACCCGUUUUUCUCUGUGUUAAAAGUGCAUCACCUACUGAUUGCUCUUAUGGGCCCAAAGUCUUGUAUUUAUGCAUUAUUCUAUUUCUAAAGAACAACGUAAAGCCACUGACCAGCUCCCUGCAGUUGCUGAUCCAGGAUCAGUUCCUCUGAGUCUGGAUCUAAGAACAACAGAUGAGGGCUGGAGCGGACAGAGCAGUAAAAGGAGAGUUUCUGUAAUCUGCUUUGGAACAUGUACAUUUACCAAAAUUAAUAUUAAAAUCACACUAAAACCUU
Fundulus heteroclitus (mummichog) is the source of this 1077-nucleotide messenger RNA. Its product is annotated as cysteine-rich and transmembrane domain-containing protein 1. The transcript has 5 exons. NCBI's taxonomy places the organism in Eukaryota, Metazoa, Chordata, Actinopteri, Cyprinodontiformes, Fundulidae. The coding region runs from base 147 to 500 and encodes 117 amino acids. The record is from RefSeq and is a predicted model, not a curated record.